Molecule: messenger RNA, 1092 nt
Organism: Penicillium robsamsonii
Lineage: Eukaryota; Fungi; Ascomycota; Eurotiomycetes; Eurotiales; Aspergillaceae
Product: Phospholipase/carboxylesterase/thioesterase
Exons: 1
Coding region: 1-1092 (363 amino acids)
Biological process (GO): protein depalmitoylation
Cellular component (GO): cytoplasm
Molecular function (GO): carboxylic ester hydrolase activity; palmitoyl-(protein) hydrolase activity
Source: RefSeq, a predicted model, not a curated record
AUGCCACGAAAUGCGUACCCCGCCCCCCUAGUCAUCCCACCGUUGGGUGAAGAGCAUACACACACUAUUAUUUCGCUCCAUGGAAAAGGCAGUAAUGCUAAACGCUUCGGACAUGUACUUCUUGCCGAUGCGAACCUGCAAGCUCGACUUCCCACGGUGAAAUUUGUCUUUCCAACUGCAAGUAAGCGGCGGGCAACGAGGUUCAAAAAGAUGGCCAUCAAUCAAUGGUUUGACAACUACUCAAUUGAGGAUCCGGGAGAGAGAACAGACUUACAAGUCGAAGGUCUCUGUGAGACUGCUCAAUUUAUUCGUGGUUUAAUUAGCGAAGAGGUUCGCAUCUUGGGUGUGGGUGGCCAUCGAAAGCUCAUCCUAUGGGGACUAAGUCAAGGCUGUGCUGCAGGUGUAUUCACCCUGCUGGGUGGCUGGCUCGACGCCAGUGAAACAAGUACUAUUGGAGCAUUUGUUGGGAUGAGUGGAUGGCUGCCCUUUGAGCAGCAAUUGCACAAAAUUCUCCGAUGCGAUGACAUUCCUGCGUCGACUAAAGACGGCAAGGAAACUCGAUACGAUGAUACCUCAGACUCGGACUCAGAAGAUGAAGAUGAAGUUAAAGACGCGGCUAGGCAACAGUCCAACAGUGAUGAGUCAGACGCAGAGCCAGAUGCUUUUUCGAUAUCUGACUUGGAUGACGAUCUAUUCAAAAGAAGCAGCCCUUCGCAUGAUGAUUUCAAUCCCUUUGCCGACGACGAGGAAGAAGCCUCAAUGCUUUUCCACGCCAUCAGCCAUGUUCGGGAUAUUCUUGAUCUUCCAAUGAGCUCAACAGAGCAGCCGCAACCACAAUUAAGCUUCCAGCAUCUUCAGAUGCCUGUCUUUGUUGGCCACGGCUCCGAAGACCCAAAGGUUUCUGUGGAACUAGGCAGAAAGAUGUCUCAUGUUCUUUCAGCCGGUUUUGGGAUGGAUGUGACUUGGAAGGCAUAUGAGGGACUGGGACAUUGGUAUCGUGUGGAGGACGAGAUUGAGGAUAUCUUGAGAUUUCUUCAGGAUAGAGCCGACCUGCCAGUGAAACAGCUGCCAUCCCAGGAUGAACGCGAGUAA